Plasmopara halstedii is the source of this 2094-nucleotide messenger RNA. RefSeq names its product alcohol dehydrogenase. The record is from RefSeq and is a predicted model, not a curated record. NCBI's taxonomy places the organism in Eukaryota, Oomycota, Peronosporomycetes, Peronosporales, Peronosporaceae. Bases 1 to 2094 code for a protein of 697 amino acids. The transcript has a single exon.
AUGGCAACAUCUUUCAGUAGCAAACGGUCUGCAGGUUGUCAGAGCUCCCGUUCUACUGAUGAGGUGGACAAUGAUGGCGUGUCGCUCUGUGAUGGUUCCAUUACGACGGUGGAAAAGAAACGAAAGAUUGCGAAGGGCAAAAGCCCCAGUAUUCUUUAUGAUGAUAUAGAAGAAAGAAUUAUGGACGAUAAAGGCACAAUGCCUAGCAAGCAAAUGAGCAUUGCAAACCUUAUUAGCUCACCAUUGACACCCGUAAUAAGCCAUGACAGUGAACGAGUGGCUUCGAAGACUGUGAACGACGUCACCAUCACACCUGAACAGAUCGAGGAUGAGGUAGAGACGACGCAAGAGGUUGACAAGACAGCAUCAUCUUUGAACAUACCAGCAGUGUUCCUGACUACUCAAGCAUUUGCGAGUCCAAAAGACUUUUUUGUUUUUCUACCAGAAGAAGCAGCUGGUGCGAGUCGGGGACCAACAAAAUCGAUAGACAAGACUCAUGUAGUUUGUACGUUGUGCCAAGUUAGCAUGGGCAAUCGUGCUUACACUCUCAAGAGACAUUUACUUCGCCACCAUCGACACGUGUUUCGUGUUGGUUGUUCUGUCAAAGUUGAUGCGUUGUCAUCGGCAAAAAUUAAGAAUCAGGUCACGAAAAGCAGCGUAGACACUGAACAGGUGGUGGUACCAGUGAGAACAUCUCCUGGCUCAGUAAUUCUGGAUGCGAAGAGUAACAAGAUGAAGAAAAGUGUGAAUGAUUGUACUCAGAAGCAUCAUGAUGCUUUCGUGAGUUGGCUUAAUUCGGAUGUGAUACCAAUGAAAGCUUUAAAGAGCGAGUUCUUUCAAGUGUAUUUGUCGUUAUUGAAUCCAAAGUUUAAGAUGCCACAAGUUAUUAUACAACCACAGAAACUGCAAAUGUAUCACCAAUUGGAGUCAAAAGUUGACGCUGUUUUGACAAGUGCUGAUGUCACAAGGAAGUUGCAUUAUAUGAAAGGAGUGUAUUUGCAAGGCAACGGGUCGAAUGCACAGCUAAAAACGGACCUCAUAACACCAAAGCCAGAACCUCGAGAAGCUUUAAUCGAAGUUUUACGAGCAGGUAUUUGUGGUACAGAUUUACAAAUGGUUAACAAUUACAAGACAGGGUUUCAGGGUGUUCUUGGACACGAAUUUGUAGGAAUUGUACGGAAACUUGGCGUGAAUUAUAUGAAGGACGAGAAAAUGCAGCAAUUUUGGAUCGGGAAGCGCGUCGUAGGUGAGAUUAAUGUUCCGUGUGACACUUUAAAUUGUAUGACUUGCAAACUCGAGAACAAGCCAAGGAGUGAUAAAUUAAAUCGUGAAGAAAUUUUACGUCGCAAUCACUGUCCGAAUAGAUCCUGUCUUGGCAUUAUUCAGAAAAAUGGUGCUUUUGCUGAGUACAUCACUCUUCCCGUUGCGAAUCUGUAUAAGGUUCCUGACGGAGUCGUGGAUUCCCAUGCUGUCUUUGCUGAGCCUCUUGCUGCUGCAUGCCGGAUUCUAGAACAACAAAUUAUUAAACCAACUGAUAACGUUGUUGUUCUUGGAGACGGCAAAUUAGGUCUCCUGGUAGUAGACGUUUUACAUGCCUAUAAAGCUGCAAAUAUCGUAAUUCUUGUGGGAAAGCACCGCGAGACGUUGGCACUUGCGAAAAAACUGGUAUAUACGGCUUACACAUUAAAAAGUGAUGAUACUUCUGAAAUGACGAUAGUAGCGAAUCGUUUACACAACGAGAUAGCACCAAUUGAUGUUUGUAUUGAAUGCACUGGAUCUCCUGGAGGUGUUGCAUUGGCUCUUAAUAUUGUACGUGGAGGUGGCACUGUGGUGAUGAAAUCGACAUGUUCGAUCAAACGGUCAACGUUAGACGUCCGAGCAAUGUUAAACAACCGAGUUCGAGUAAUUGGCUCCCGAUGUGGCCCCAUUCCAUGGGCAUUGCAUUUACUUAAAGAGAGAAAAGUUGAUGUGCAAAAGUAUAUUCACGGAGUUUACCCGUUGGAGCGAGCCGAAGCAGCACUAGCUCAUGCCGCUAAGUCUGGUGCUCUAAAAAUUCAAAUUAUUAAUCAGGUGACAGAAGAAUUACCUACUUGA